GUGACAAAUAUUAUGACCCCGUCUCAAAUGUUAUCUAGUUUUAUUUAUAUUUUUUAAAUAUUUAAUCAAUUUAUAUGUUUUUCCUGUUUAUAAUUAUAUGAUAGUGGAUUUUAUCGUGUCCCUCAGCUUUUGGCCGUUUUUUUGAAUUACUAGCCGCUACCUUACACGCCUCCUUCUUAUUCCCUGAAGGUUUUUUCCUGAUUCCUAGUGAAAAACCUUGCCUGGCAAUUUUGUAAUUAACUUAAAUCAAUAUAUUUAUUAUUAUAUGUAACUACAGUAAAAUGGCAAGUAACGAUAGCAAAAAAAGCCCUGAAGUCACCAGAGUUAAGUCCAGACUGCUGAAUUCGAAUAUACAGGCGAGCGAUUCGGAUGCCAGCUUGGAAACUAAUAGUUUAAGUGCAGACAGUGGUACCGAACAAAAUCAAACUGGACCCCCUGAAACCAGGAAGAAGAAAAACCGAAAAGGGUCAGAAUGGGAGAUUAUGGAAGGUUUGAAGGACGGGCAGAGGUUCGAGAGUAAACCUAACUUGUUCAAUGGUUAUUUACAUAAAAAGCGAAAGUGGCCAUUAAAGGGGUGGCAUAAGCGUUACUUUAUCUUAGACAACGGAAUCUUGAUUUAUGGUAAAAACCCGGUGGAUAUUAAAAAGGGCAAACUUCACGGCACUUUAGACAUAGGUUUAUCGGUUAUUACGACAAAGUCGUCACGCAGAAGGAUCGACAUCGAUGCCGAAGAGUUUAUUUAUCACCUAAAAGCGAAAACCGGGGAAAUUUUUAACGGUUGGGUGGAACAGCUGACGGCACAUCGUUUAUACAGGCAGCACGUCAUCACUUACGGUGUGGGCAAUUUGUUUAAUUCGUCCGAUAGGAUGCAAGCGAUUUCCCUCACUACGGACAUGUCAUCCAAGGAAAACUCCCUGCAGAGAAACAUUAAGGGGGUGGCAAGUAAUUGCGGACGUGUGAACCUCUGGGUGCAAGAAUCCAGUACUAGUUUGGAGAAAUAUCAACGGAGCGUUACGGAAAUCGAGAAUAAGGUCGAUAAAAUGACUUGUUUGUUGCAGCAAAUGGAAAGCUCACUUGCUUUAGAGACAAUCGAAGCCUCCUCCCCGAAUAUAAAAAAAGACCGAAGAAAAUUCGGCUUGAGGAAAAAGAAAACGAAAACGAAUAGCGUGGACCUUAGCUUACAAUUUAACCGGGCUAACACCACCGAAAUCGAACCCUCCCCACUAUCGGCAAACUCGUACUCAACCUUAUCAGCUUCGCAUCAACACAUCAACCUUUUGAGUACUUCUUUGCCGGUACCCGUUGCUCCAACUGUGGCCGAACCGUUGACAUCGGACAGCUACAGUAAUUCUGACGCUGUAUCACUACCCCCGGACAGUCAUGUUAGGGAUGAAUUUGUCGCUGUAGCUAAAAUAGUUUUAGGGGAUAUAAAAACGGUGGUCCAGAAUUUAUGUGGUGAACGGGACAAGCUUAAGGUAGCGCUGGAUACCGAGCAGUGCGGCAUAUUCAGCAACAGCAAUCAAAACACGAUCAGUUUAAAGGACGACGUGGGAAAAAUUUUACAGCAAAAUAUCGAUUUGAAAACGAGACUUUUGAAAAUACACGAGGCGUCCAACUUGGACGAGUUGGAACAUUUAACCGAUAAGGGUAGAUAUAACACGUCGCUGAGUUAUAGUUCGUCAUGCGUGAGCGCCACCGAGUUUUUUGACGCGGAAGAUAUGGCCAACGAUAAAAUUUUUCGUAAAACGGGCGGCGAGGACGAAAAAGACGAAGAGAGCGAGAAUAUUAAUAAGAAGUCUACAAAAGUUAAAAAGAAAUCUAGCUCGCGCGGUAAAAAGGUUAGGACUAGGUCGGAAAGCAGCUCGGAGGCGGACUCGUUUUCCAGCGGUGAAGGCAGCAUCAGUUCAGAAUCGGAAUUAGGAACGGAACUGCAUAAUCCACCGAAUAAUUUAGAUACUGGCGAAAUGUUAGAUAGGAGCCUGACUGGUCGCAGAACAACACUACCGGUGCCAAGACCACAUGCGGGCGGUUUAUCUCUGUGGAAUCUCCUUAGCAAAAAUAUCGGUAAAGAUUUGUCCCAAGUUAGUAUGCCGGUGGCUCUAAAUGAGCCCUUGAACGCCCUACAACGGUUGUGCGAAGAACUGGAGUACUCGGAACUACUGGAUCGUGCGGCCAUCACCGAAGACCCGUACGAACGAAUGGUACAAAUCGCCGCUUUUGCCGUAUCAGCCUACGCGAGUACAUUAAGCAGGGCCGGAAAUAAACCUUUUAAUCCUCUUCUGGGCGAAACUUACGAGUGUAUUAGGGAGGAUCGAGGAUUUCGGUUUAUAGCGGAACAAGUGUCCCAUCACCCUCCGGUAAGCGCGUGCUACGCGGAAAGUAGCAAUUUCACCUUUUGGCAGGACGCACGUAUAAAAACGAAAUUUUGGGGUAAAAGUAUGGAGUUUCAGCCGGUCGGUUAUGUGCGUCUGCUGCUCCCGAAAACCGGCGAUCUGUACACGUGGAACAAGGUCACCACGUGCGUGCAUAAUUUAUUCAGUAACCAACGGUGGGUGGAUCAGUAUGGCGAGUUAAAGAUCGACAAUGGAAAGAUCACGUGCAAGUUAACGUUUAAUAAGGCGAGUUAUUGGUCGUCGAAGAGGCACGAGGUUGUGGGAGCGGUUUACGACGAAUCGGGCAAACCAGUUCGUCGAUUGUUCGGCAAAUGGUCCGAGUCGUUAUACUGCGGCGUGGCGCCGUCGGCCCGUUGCAUUUGGCGUGCAGGCAAUCUACCGGAAAACCACGAACUUUACUACGGGUUCACCAGAUUUGCCAUAGAGUUAAAUGAGUUGGGUUCUUAUUCGAACCUUUUACCUCCGACGGACACCAGAUUUCGACCGGACCAAAGGGCCUUGGAAGAGGGCGAUCUGAACGCAGCGGAAUCCCUAAAACAUCAACUGGAAAAUGGACAACGGGAACGACGAAAACGCCGCGAAGAGUUGAACGUUCCCUAUGAACCGAGAUGGUUUUCAAAUCCGCGCGAAGACUUAUGGGAGUACAACGGGAAAUACUGGGACACGCGCGAAAAACCGGGCUUUAGCAAUUUACAGUUCGAAUCCUUAUGGUGACGACAAUAAUUCCGUUUUUUAUUUUUAUUUUUUUAAAUAUUUUACUUUCUUAACGAGGUAAGAUUUUUGUUUUUAAUAAAUUGCUUUAAAUGGAAUUUUAACCGAUACAAGAGACGACCGCUCGCAAGGACGUCUUAGCUACGGCAUAAAAUGCUUCACGUUCCUGGUCCUAUAAUAGCGGUUUUAUAUUGCAAGAAAACCAUAGUACGUAUUACUGUUGAAGCUUUAAUAGUUGGCUGUAGAUUAAUUGUUUGUAGGGUCAAGUUUUUUUUUAUUAGAGUUGUAUAAAAUACAUUUAUUUAUUUAUAUGGUAUUUUUUAAAUUGUAAGAGUUUAAAUAUAUUAACGUUGUUGCACUA
Anthonomus grandis grandis is the source of this 3465-nucleotide messenger RNA. Its product is annotated as oxysterol-binding protein-related protein 3-like. Gene Ontology annotation, molecular function: cholesterol binding. Lineage: Eukaryota; Metazoa; Arthropoda; Insecta; Coleoptera; Curculionidae. Bases 282 to 3107 code for a protein of 941 amino acids. The transcript is spliced from 14 exons. The record is from RefSeq and is a predicted model, not a curated record. Gene Ontology annotation, cellular component: intracellular membrane-bounded organelle; plasma membrane; cytosol.